Aegilops tauschii subsp. strangulata is the source of this 1685-nucleotide messenger RNA. RefSeq names its product sinapine esterase. NCBI's taxonomy places the organism in Eukaryota, Viridiplantae, Streptophyta, Magnoliopsida, Poales, Poaceae. The record is from RefSeq and is a predicted model, not a curated record. Gene Ontology annotation, molecular function: hydrolase activity, acting on ester bonds.
CUUUGGGGGGCAGCUAUGUGUGAUAGCUUUUGUUGAAAUUUAUUGCUGUUGGAUGUCGAACUUAAAUAAUUAAUAAAAGAUGUGUGCAUCACUCGAUGCAGAGGCUAAGAGGUAUCUUUUUUUUUUCCACGAGCUCCAUUUUGCAAGCAACACAGAACUUUGACAACACCGAUCGAUCGAAGUCGUCGUAUCAGGCCGAUGGGUACGGACGAUUUCAAAAUGUUAGAGCUCCCAUCGUGAUGAAAUAGAUAUGGCUAACGGAAGUUGGCCAGACACUACGUAGGACAUUACAAAUAGCCUUCCAGCGGAAGUCCGGCCGGGCAGCAGGGUAGAAACUGAUUGAGUCUAGCUCGAGGUCGAAACCAUUACUUUCCAUCCACAUACACCACAAUGGCGGUGGCGUCGACUCCGCCUCUGCAGCUUGUCGUAGCCGCGCUUCUUGCGCUGUCCCUGUCCACGACAGCGUCCUCGUCGCCUGCGCCGGCGAACCGGAGCAGCUGCUACAAGCGUCUAUUCAGCUUCGGCGACUCUCUGACCGACACCGGCAACUACAUCAUCCACUACGCCAACGCGUCAGGGCCCGUCCUAGCGCUGCCAUACGGCGAGACCUUCUUCGGCCGCCCCACCGGCCGAUGGUCCGACGGCCGCCUCAUCAUCGACUUCAUCGUGGAGAGGCUGGGGUUCCAGUACUGGCCGGCGUACCUGAAGGGGGCAGCCGGGAAGUCGCCGGUGGAGGAAUUCCGGUACGGCGCCAAUUUCGCGGUUGCGGCCGCCACGGCGCUGAGCCAGGAUUUCUUCCUGAAAAAGAACCUCAGGGUGGACCUGCUUACCCCGAGCCCGAUCCCCCCUUACUCCCUCGGCGUCCAGAUAGACUUGUUCAAGAAAGUGCUCGCCAUGCUCGCCUCCACGGACCAAGAGAGGAAGGAGGUGAUGGCGAGCUCGCUGUUCCUGGUGGGGGAGAUCGGCCUCAACGACUACAACCACCCCUUCUUGCAGAACAAGACCCUGGAAUGGGUCAGGCCCCUCGCGCCCCAGGUCAUCGAGUCCAUCGUUCUGUCCAUCGAGGUUCUGAUCGAGCUGGGCGCCAAGACCAUGUAUGUGCCGGGCAUCUUCCCGCUGGGGUGCACCCCGCUGUACCUCUCCCUCUUCCCCGGCGACGACCGCGACCCUGCCACGGGCUGCCUCCGGGGGCUCAACGACCUCAUCCUCGUCCACAACCACAUGCUGGAAGCCAAGCUCGAGGAGCUCCGCCGCGACCACCCCGGCGUGUCCAUCACCUACGUCAACUCCUACGACAACGUCCUCGGCCUCAUCACAGCGCCCACCCAAAACGGGUUCGACAAGGAAACGGUGCUGGAGGCGUGCUACCCCGUCUUCAUUUCCGGGUCGGCGGCGGUGCCGUGCCUGGACCCGUCGAGGCACGUGAAUUUCGACGGCCUGCACAUGACGGAGGCGGCGUACAAGCUCAUGGCCCGCGGGAUGCUCGACGGCCCGUUCGCCGCGCCGCCCAUCAUGUCCACAUGCAACCACAGCUGCUAGACCUAUGUCUUGCUUUGGCAAAUGAUCUAUAUAUUCAGAUAGUGCUUGUUGCAUCUGAUUGUCAAAGUGUCAUCAAUAGUACUCGAUCACGAUGGUGCGCGUUGCAGCACCUCCAUUUUUCCAAUAAAUUGAUACUACUUUUUUAA